CUUGGUGUAGUUUGACAUUCAAAUAAUCCUUGAGAGUUUUCAUUUUUUUAAUUUUAAAAACUACUUCCUUUAGUGCAUAUAUGAUAAUUUACGAGAUUUUUCGCCUUCGCUUACAGCCGCUAUUUUUUUAAUAACUUUCUUCGCUGGCUUUGCGCAACUGCUAAGAAUAAAUCAGUUCGUAUUUUGGCUUAUCUGAGAUCAUAAACAGGCGCUUUAUUUUGCUUCUUUGCCUGAUAAGCGCGGGAAAACCGUGAAGAUAUUUGAACAGUAUUAGAUUCGAAGAGCUGUCGCCAUGCUUAAGUGUACAAUAGGAACCGCAUCGAAAAAGAGUGCUGAGAAUGGAACAGGGUGGAACCCUCCCAUCGUGUGGAAUAAAAAAGUUCCAAACACAGAAAUAAAUAAAUUCAAGAAAAUUAUCGAGGAGAAGUAUAACCUCCAUUUUGAUUCUUAUUGGGAUUUCCAUAAAUGGUCUAUAGAACAUUAUGACAAUUUCUGGGAGGAAGUAUGGAAUUAUUUUGGCGUCAUCACAUCCAAACCUUAUGAGAAGGUGGUAGUGAAAACCGGCGAUGGAUUUUUAGAUUACGAUUGGUUCCCUGGUGCAGCUUUCAACUAUGCUGAAAACAUUCUGAGGAUAAGGGAUGACAGAGUUGCUCUUAUUUACCUGGAUGAGACCGGGUACGAAGAGACAGUCACCUUUGCUGAGAUGUUCGAGGAGGUUAAGUUGUACUCAGCGGCAUUCCGAAAACAGGGUUUAAAAAUAGGAGACACUGUAGCCGGUUACAUGUCAAAUAGAAAAGAAGCGAUCUUCGCCAUGCUGGCGACCACAAGCAUCGGUGCUAUUUGGAGUGGACCACAGCCCUACUAUGGAGCUCGAGCUGCUGCAAACAUAAUUAGAAAAAUGGAAGCCAAAUUCUUAAUCACUAUAGAUCACCAUCAAGAUAACGGCAAAGACUACAACCUCAUGGAUAAUCUUCCGAUCAUAGCAAACAGUUGCCCAACUUUACAGAAGAUUAUUAUUAUACCCACCAAAGAUGAAACGCUAACCAGAGGAAUUUUACAAAUACGAAAUGGUUGCUCCUUAGAAGAAUUUCUUCAGAGUGGAAGGAAUCCAGAUGGUUCCGUUCCAGACAUAGUAUUCGAACAGCUUCCCUCCAGUCAUCCAGUCUGCAUUAAUUUUACUUCAGGCACUACCGGUUUACCAAAGGGACCAGUACAUUCAGCCGUGACGCUUAUUGCCUGCUAUGCAACAGCUGCUUUCCACGACAAUCUGAAAAGCGAUGAUGUCGUCUUAAAUCUGUUUCCGGUGGGAUGGAGUCUAUGGGAUGGUCUUAUUCCUUCUUUGGGAAUGGGAAUCAAGAUAGUUCUGUACUGUGGUAGCUGCUACUUCAAAUGGAAUGGAGCAAAUAUAUGGGAUAUUAUUGCCAAGUAUAAAGUCUCCAUCACUUAUAUAGUACCCAGCGUCCUUGACAAAUUGGAAAAACUUCAGGUUGUGCCAAGUCCAACUUCAAACUUAGAAAAUUUUAGGACUUUAAUGAUGUGUGGAUGUCCUGCAAAAAUUCAUAAUUUUCAGUACAUUCACAACAUGGUUAAGAAAGAUCUGUUCAUUGCUAGUCAAUAUGGAGCAACUGAAGCUUUUGCAUGUUUCUCUGGAUUCGAUUUAAACAUGCCAUAUUAUGCUGGAGAAGUUCAGGCUUUUGGACUUGGUAUGGACGUUCGCUGUGUAGAUAAAAACGGACGUGAUGUUGUCGGUGAGAGGGGUGAAAUUGUUAUAGGCACUCCUAAUCCAUCCUUUCUAAUAAAUUUGUGGAAAGAUGUAGACAACAAAAUAGUGAACGCGACCUAUUUUAGCAAAUAUCCAGGAAUCUGGUGGCAGGGUGAUGAAGGAUGGAUUAAUCCAGCUACAAAAGGACUUAUAGUGUGUGGAAGAAGUGAUGACGCUCUGAUACAAAAUGGAGAAAAAUUUGGGGCUGCAGAUGUGUAUUUUGCUAUCCACGAUAUAGAAGAAAUUAUGGACUACAUUUGUGUGAACCAGAGUAAAAAAAAUGGACAAUGCAGAGCUGUUCUGUUCGUUAAGUUGAAAAAAGGUUACAAAUUCACUCCCGAACUUCAUGAAAAAAUCGCCAGUACCAUCAGCAGAGAACUAUUUCAAGACUAUGUUCCUGAAGCCAUUUUAGAAGUACCAGAUAUUCCUUACAAUGUAAAUAAUAAAAGAAUGGAAAGUCUUGUUCGACAGAUCGUGGCAACCAACCAGCUUCCUGAAGUGAAUAACAUCAGAAACCCGGAUUCUUUAAAACAUUUUAUCGACAUACCUGAAAUACUAGAAUACGACGUGCUGUGAAAAAUUUGGGAAUUGGGGUGUUUCUCCUGUGAACGCUGGAACAAUCUGAAGAGAAACCAGAAAUGCAGAAUAGGGUAUAAUUGGACUGGAAAGAGAUGUACUUCAGAGCAAGAACUUUGAUUUUUUUUUCUUUGAAUAUACAAAAGCAUACUUCUGCCAACAUUAGCUGGGAACGAGCUAAAGUCUCAUUUACUUUUAUUCCAAAUUAUAGUUUAAUUGUGAUAUAACAAAUAUUUCAUGCACUGUUAUUUAUUUUUAAAUUAAACUUUACCUGUUAAUAAAUUUAA
Stegodyphus dumicola is the source of this 2625-nucleotide messenger RNA. Its product is annotated as acetoacetyl-CoA synthetase-like. NCBI's taxonomy places the organism in Eukaryota, Metazoa, Arthropoda, Arachnida, Araneae, Eresidae. Gene Ontology annotation, biological process: lipid metabolic process. Gene Ontology annotation, molecular function: acetoacetate-CoA ligase activity. The record is from RefSeq and is a predicted model, not a curated record.